Messenger RNA from Melospiza melodia melodia, 596 nucleotides. Its product is annotated as FXYD domain-containing ion transport regulator 3-like. Gene Ontology annotation, molecular function: sodium channel regulator activity. The transcript is spliced from 5 exons. Gene Ontology annotation, cellular component: membrane. The record is from RefSeq and is a predicted model, not a curated record. Bases 183 to 446 code for a protein of 87 amino acids. Gene Ontology annotation, biological process: regulation of sodium ion transmembrane transporter activity. Lineage: Eukaryota; Metazoa; Chordata; Aves; Passeriformes; Passerellidae.
CAAAUGUCCCCAGGUGUCCCCAGGUGUGUCAGAGCUGUCCCCAGGUGCCCCCAAAGUCUCCUCAAGGUGUCCCCAAAUGUCUCCAAAAUGUCCCCAGGGUGUCCCCAAGGUGUCCCCAAGGUCCCCUCAGGUGUCCCCAGGUGUGUCACAGCUGUCCCCAGCUGUCCCCACAAUGUCCCAAAAUGUCCCCAAAACACCCUAAAGUCUCUCCAAAGUGUCCCCAAAAGUGCCCCCAAAAGUGUCCCCAGGUGUCCCCAAGGUGUCCCCAAGGUGUCCCUGUGUCCCCAGACUGGUGUCACCUGCGCGUCGGUGGCCUCGUGGUGGCCGCGGUGCUGAGCGUGCUGGGGAUCGCCGUGCUCUUCAGUGGGAAGUGCAAGUGCCGCAGCAAGGCCAGCCGCCGCCGCCCCCCCCCGGAGCUGCCACCCCCGUGUGGGACAGGAGCCUGAGAUGUCCCCAAGCGUCCCCAGGAGGGCCUCAAAGUGUCCCCAAAAUGGCCCCAAAUGGUCCUAAAUGUCCCCAGAUGUCCCAAAAUGUCACCAAAUGUCCCCAAAAUGGCCCCAAAUGUCCCCAAAAUGUCACAAAAUGGCGGCAAAAUG